AUAAGUUUGUAGUUGUACUGGAUAAUCACGGGAUUGACUAUUAGUAUUAAGUAUUAGUAUUAGUAUUAGUAUUAAGUAUUAAGUAUUAGUAUUGUAUUUAGCUGUUACAUAGACAUAGUUAACAAUCGCGUUUUGCUAGUGAGAAAAAAUAUAUAGAUGGAUAAAAAAAUUUCACUAAUUAUUUAACUUAACUAUAUAAGAUCAUAGAAAUGAUUUAUUAAUGUCUACCACAAAUUUAAUUUCGAAGAGUUUACAUUCGGCCGCUGUAAGAUCCUUAUAUAGAGAGAUUAUACGACGUAAUAGUAAACUUUAUAAACUCCCUGGAACGUUUCAAAUAAAAUCUAAUCCUAAAUUAUCAGAUAAUUAUAAGAAUAUUUCAUAUGAAUUAAAGAUUUAUAUUAAUGAACAAUUCAGAAGAAAUCGACUGUAUUUAGAUAAAUUAUCUAGUUCAUAUCUUUUUGGAGUACAACUAAUUCAAAUAUUAGAUGAAAUAUUAAAUAAUAAUGGAAAUAAUAUAGAUUCUUUAGUAGAAAUUAUCGAUAAAUAUAGGCAAAAGAAUUUGAAGAAUCAGGAUAACAGAGCUUCUUCUAAAAGAAAUAAAUUAUUAAAGCUUAAAAAGAAACAUGAACCUUUUAGAUUCAAUAACUUUAAUGAUUCUAAAAAGCAUUCUAUUAUAAAGGAAACUCAUAAAUUGUGUAAAUCAUAUAAUGAAAAUGUAUUGGGAAGAUACCUUAGACUUCAAUUAAGGAGAGAAAAAUUACCAUAUCCCCUGAAAUUAUUAAAUACAUCGGAAUUCAAGAAAGUAGAAGAAAAUCUUAGAGGUAAAAGUUUCUAUGAAUCUUUUCGAUCUCAAGAUUUUAAACUGGCAUAUGAUCAAGAAUAUGUUGAAUCAAUUAUAAUUCCAAGUUUAGAAUAUGAUAUUAAUAAAUAUCAAUAUUUUAAUAAAUUUAAAUGGAAAAUAACUGAAAGAGGUCCAGCCAAAGUUGUAAAGAGGGUAAUCACUGCAGGUCCGUUUCAUUUAAGUAAACUUUCGUUACCAUAUAAACAAAGAAAUGACGAUAAAAAAUUAGCCUUUGAUAUUUUAAAGCUGAAUACAUUAAUUAGAGUCAGUAACGUAUGGAAUAUGGAGGAAGGAAAUACAGAAACAGGUGAGGAUAUAGAAAAAGAUGGAUCAUUUGCAAUUAAAGGUAGUAAAGGAUUUGGUGAAAGGGAAUACAUGUAUCCUCGAUAUUAUUAUGAAGAACUUGCAGAAAGUGAAGGACUUUGGGAAUUUUUAUUAGAAUUAGAAAUUCAUCCAAACUUUAUAUUGGAUAAACAAUUACUUCGUAAAAAGGAUUUUAUAAUAAAGUCCUGGACAAAUCCUUUGCAAGAAACGACUCAAGUUCUUGAAUCGAAUUUAAAUGAUGACAAGAACAGAUUGGAGCAAUAUUAUGCUGAAACUCAUUCUCCUGAGGUUAUUGCAGAAAUUCAAAAAAAAGUAGAUAAAGUUUUUGAAAAGGAAACAGAGGAAUAUCGACAAUUGGUUAGAAAAUUAAAACUAAAUCAAGUAUUUAAACAUUCAGAAAUAGUCAAUUUAGGUGAUAGAGUUUCCGAAACAUAUUUUGAAAAAUUUAGUAAUCGAUCAAAAUCAAAUAAUUUAGAAGAUGGUAUAUCACAAUAUGAAAGAGUUGGAUUAGGUAAAACACUUGGAGAUUAUUUAGCAGAAGCUAAAUAUUCCAAGUAUAUCUGGGGAGAAAAGUUCUAUAAUAGAUUUAAAUUCUAACUUGUAAAUAGUAUAAGUAUAAGUAUAAAUAAUAUUAUAAUUAUAAUAUAUGUAUAUAUUCAUAAAAUU
Molecule: messenger RNA, 1831 nt
Organism: Scheffersomyces amazonensis
Lineage: Eukaryota; Fungi; Ascomycota; Pichiomycetes; Serinales; Debaryomycetaceae
Exons: 1
Coding region: 221-1762 (513 amino acids)
Source: RefSeq, a predicted model, not a curated record